Messenger RNA from Pyrus x bretschneideri (Chinese white pear), 1666 nucleotides. RefSeq lists its product as uncharacterized. The coding region runs from base 426 to 1397 and encodes 323 amino acids. The record is from RefSeq and is a predicted model, not a curated record. The transcript is spliced from 6 exons. NCBI's taxonomy places the organism in Eukaryota, Viridiplantae, Streptophyta, Magnoliopsida, Rosales, Rosaceae.
ACUCAGCAGUCAAAAAGUCAAGCCCCUAAAUUUGCGUGGGACCCACAGCCCUUCCCCCUUCUCACAGAAGACAGAACCUCCACGCGACGACAGCCCCAAGCCUCGAACGCCCAAAACCCCCCAAAUCCCUAGAAUUCACUGAUACUUUGUCGCCCUACAAUUCGACCUCUUCCUCCUCGAUCGCUCAAUGCCGGUGCGUCUCGCUUGCGUUUCGUUCUGUGCUUAGCUUCUUCUUCCCCGAAUUUUGUAUUUGCGAGGGAAAUUCAGAUAUGGUCGGAUAACUUCAGAAUGGACAUGUAUUUAUGGAUAUGAUUUGUCCAGUACUUGUAGACCGCUGCAUUUGAGAUUGUUUCUUGAUUGAGCUGAACUAGGUUUUUAGGAAGAAACUAUUUGUUGAUAUAAGCUGGUUCCCUUGGCCUUGAGUAAUGGCGGGAGGUGUGAGAUUUGAGAUGAGUGCAGCCAGUCCGGAGGACUCGGCGUUUGCAGGGGGAUAUUCAAAUGGGAUGAGAGGAAAUUACCCUGGUGCCAGUUUGGAUAGGUCUGGAAGCUUCCGUGAGGGUGGUGAGAGUCGGAUGCUUAGUUCUGGUGCUAGUACACCCAGGGACAAUGCUGCUUCGAGAGGAAAUUUGCCUUCACUACAUCAGUGUUUGAUGUUAGAUCCUAUUACAAUGGGAGAUCAGCAGUUUACUUCCUUGGGUGAGCUAAGGAAGGUUCUAGGAAUACCUUUUGGGGGCAGUUUAGAAGACAAUCCAUUUGGAGCAGCUAAUUUGAAGCCCCACACUCCAGUGGCUACGGAGGACCUAAAAUGGUUCAAAGAUGGUGUGCUAGUGGCCUCUAACAAGGCCAGGGUUAGAGCAAAAAGGUUGGAUGACUCGAUCGAAAAAUUGAACAGGUAUUGUGAAGCUUUAAACUUAAAGAAGCAGCAAAGGAAUGAGUUUAUAACAAAUGAAAGAUCAGGUGGGUCAAACUUGCUGAAGAUGGGAGCUUCAAGAAACUCUUCAGAUUCUACGAAUCAAAGGCCAGAGGACAGGACUAAGACUGUUGUGAUGAACAGGCGUGUUCGCUCAUCAGUCACAGAAAUAAGGGCUCAAAGCAGAAGUAGUGUGCUGACAAGGCAGCCUGUGGUUGUGGGAAUGGAUAUGGAUAUGCUUAGAGGUGAAGGCUCUGAUCUUGUUGAAGAAAAGAUUCGCAGACUACCUGCUGGAGGGGAAGCAUGGGAUAAGAAAAUGAAAAGGAAGCGUUCUGUAGGCACAGUAUAUAGCAGGCCCAUGGAUGGUGAUGCAGAGCUAAAACGAACCUUACAUCAUAAGCCUAAUGAUGAGCCUUGUCCCCAAGCCUGUGAUGCCCAAAGUUUCAGAUCAGGGUCAUUUACUGGUGGUAAUGCAUUAACAAGCUAGACUCUAAUUCCUUGUCUGCUAAUGCAAAUGGUCGUAUUAUGCUCAAGAAUGAGUUGGACAAGGUCUCUCUUUCAAAAGAUUUAACGUCUGGGUUGACUAAGGAGCGACUUUUACCAAAGGCAAACAAUAAGUUAAAUGUUCGCGAUGAUAGUCAAAUACUCAAUCCUAAUCCAGUGACAAAGGGAAAGGCUUCAAGGGCGCCAAGAAAUGGCCCUGUAACUGUGUGCAACUCAUCUCCUAGUCUUCCUCGCACAUCUGGAACACCUGAG